AAGUAUCUGCGUCAUUCGUACCGGAAGUCAGUAUCAGCUGAUUUGAACUGUUUUUAAUGGGAAUAGCUGCUGCCGCCGCUGGGAGAAUGUGCUUAUCGCCUUUAUCUUUAAAACACGAAAAAUACACAAGCAAAUAAGACAAAAUUCCGUGGUAACCUGACAUCACAGAUAAAUGUUGAAGUUGUAAUUUUGCUACGUUAUCUGGCCGAAUUCUGUGUAGCUGGCCAGCUAGCUAACUACGUUACUAGGAAAAACAAGGCAUGAAUAAAUACUAGAUACUAUGUACAGAUGUCGUGCCAGGUACAGGGACAGUAUUUUAUUGGAUAAAACAGACAAGGGCAUUUCGUAAUUUAUUGACGAAGACAGCUGAGAAACUUAUUGGGUAGCAAUAAGAAGCGGGUGUAAUAUUGAUCACAUCGUUAACUACGUUUUAUUAUCCGACUGUUUGAAUUUUUUUAACAUAAAUCUGUGAAGCAGUAAAUUGCCGAUAACGUUCUAGUGACUGACUGGAAGCGGGUGAAACAGAAGACGAGGCUUUUAGAUACGGACUUGGCGAUUUUGAGCACUGGGCUGUUCUGAUACUGAUUAACAUUUUUAUUGAAUUGACGGGGCCGUUCCUGCUGGUUUUUACGUGCCAGUGUGUUUUUGUGUAUGCGUAUUUUAUUAAUUAUUAAUCUUAAUAACAGGAACGUUAGCUAGGUUGUUUUGUGUUAUUUAAACUUGGCAAACAGCGGUGCCACAUUACCGGGGCGGCAAAGCGACUCUGCUGCAGGGAGCCUCCGACUUUUCUUCCGCUGCUUAGGUGUCACGGCGUUGCUUAAACGUGACUGCUGUUAAUGUCGCCGAUCCCGACGGUCUUCGAGGACUAGUUCCCGUCGAGGUGUUUUGCCGGCGUUGUUUGUAAGCUAAGCCUAAUAGCCCGAGUUCAGGCGGGGAAGCGAGCUGAACACCAGACCACCAACUCGCCAAUGCUGGAUCUGGAGGUCGUUCCGGAGAGAUCGCUAGGAAAUGAGCAAUGGGAAUUCGCACUAGGGAUGCCAUUGGCCCAGGCCAUCUCCAUUCUGCAGAAACACUGCCGCAUAAUCAAGAAUGUGCAGGUCCUUUACAGUGAGCAGACACCACUCAGUCAUGACCUCAUUCUCAACCUGACUCAGGAUGGAAUUAAACUACUGUUUGAUGCCUGUAAUCAGAGACUGAAGGUAAUCGAAGUCUAUGACAUGACUAAGGUGAAACUGAAAUACUGUGGAGUUCACUUUAACUCUCAGGCUAUCGCACCCACCAUAGAACAGAUCGACCAGUCCUUUGGCGCUACACACCCAGGAGUUUACAAUGCCGCUGAACAGCUCUUCCACCUGAAUUUCCGAGGGCUCUCCUUCUCCUUCCAACUGGAUUCCUGGAGCGAAGCUCCGAAAUAUGAGAUUCCUCAUGGGGCAACAGUGAAGCGCAUGUUCAUUUACACCGGGAACAGCUUGCAGGACACCAAGGCUCCGGGGAUGCCUCUGGCCUGUUUCCUUGGCAACGUGUACGCGGAGAGCGUGGAUGUCUUAAGGGAUGGGGCUGGCCCACUAGGCCUCCGACUCCGCCUCCUCACGGCAGGAUGUGGGCUGGGGGUCAUGGCAGAUGCGAAGGUCCGCACCCUUGAGAGCAGCAUCUACUUUGGAGACUCCUGUCAGGACGUCCUCAGCGCUUUGGGCUCCCCACACAAGGUGUUCUACAAGUCCGAGGAUAAGAUGAAGAUCCAUUCCCCCUCCCCACAUAAGCAGGUUCCCUCCAAAUGCAACGACUACUUCUUCAAUUACUUCACUCUGGGAGUGGAUAUAUUGUUCGAUGCCACUACGCACCUAGUGAAGAAGUUCGUCCUCCACACCAAUUUCCCCGGUCAUUACAAUUUCAACAUAUACCACCGCUGUGAUUUCAAGAUCCCACUUGUUGUGAAGACUGAAGGUGCUGAGGCUCAGCCCGAAGACUGCAUCCUGACCACCUUCAGCAAGUGGGAUCACAUUCAGCAGCUCCUGGGUCAUCCUAUGGAGAAGCCUGUCGUCCUCCACAGGUCAUCGUCUGCGAACAACACCAACCCUUUUGGCUCAACCUUCUGCUUUGGCCUGCAGAGGAUGAUUUUUGAGGUGAUGCAGAACAAACACAUCGCGUCAGUCACCCUGUACGGCAGCCCACGGCCCAGCGCCCAGGCCCGAACCGGGCCCCAUGCCCCCCCCGCAUUUACACCCAUCCUGCCCCCUCUGAGUUCCGUCCACAUCUAG
Paramormyrops kingsleyae is the source of this 2258-nucleotide messenger RNA. RefSeq names its product phagosome assembly factor 1 (gene phaf1). The record is from RefSeq and is a predicted model, not a curated record. Gene Ontology annotation, cellular component: trans-Golgi network; synaptic vesicle membrane; dendrite. Gene Ontology annotation, biological process: Golgi to plasma membrane protein transport. NCBI's taxonomy places the organism in Eukaryota, Metazoa, Chordata, Actinopteri, Osteoglossiformes, Mormyridae.